This is a messenger RNA of Pocillopora meandrina, 6055 nucleotides long. The record is from the annotation of a GenBank genome assembly. Lineage: Eukaryota; Metazoa; Cnidaria; Anthozoa; Scleractinia; Pocilloporidae.
CAGAGGACUUCCCUUUCAUUUUCGCAACUCGCCAUUGAGAUUCUUCGCUCUACAACAGAGCUUUCGAGUCUUUCUUGGUACUUCCUCAGUCUUGGUGACUUACUUUGAAACAUUUCCAUGACGGAUUGAGGAAUCAAGGUCGUAAAUCAGUCAAACGUGCCUUCCAUUUCCGCGACCGAAGUAAGAACGCAUGGUUGAAUCAGAUUUGUGAAUAUAAGGUAAAUACUUUUAUUUGGAGUUCCUCAGUUAACAAUCUCUCCUUCAAAUGUUCUCAAUCUGUCCUAAUUUUCCCUGAUGUCCGGUAAUGUAAGACGUUCCUGCAGUUAAAUGACGAGGAUUGCCAACUUUUAUUCGAUUCUAGCGUGUAUUAAUUGUAUUGACGCUUCGUGUUACUUGUAAGCUAAUUGAGCUGAGCUUACAUGAACAUGUUACAACCGUCGAAUUCACAAAAAUUCUCAGCCAAUACCUGGCAUUUACAUCUAAAAGAAUUAAUUUGAGAGAGUUAAAAGGAAUCUCCAAAUUACCGAUUUGAUUUAGUGCAAGCGCGGAUGAUCGAUACACUUUCAGUUUCGUUUGCGUUUCAUGUGCAUGUGGAGCAUGCGCACGAAAGUGUUUUGGGCAAGCUUUCGUGUCUGGGUUACGUGUUAACUCAAAUUCCUUCCGUAUUUAAGAUGCAUUUAAUUAAAAAGCGAUAAACAUUUACAGCUUAUCUCAUGUGUUUAUGUUUAUAAUUUUAUAGUUUGAGAGUAAUUUUUUUUUAGGAUAGACUGCUUAGAUUGUCCUUCCAAACUGUACUGUUAUACUGAUUUCCUUGUUAAAUAUUGAGACAAGUUGAUUUUUCUUCAAAUGCCGGCUAGUGAUUUGUUGGAAGCGUCCUUUCAAUUAACUACAUUCAAGUUUUAGGGGUCCAAUUCAUCAACUGGUAAUGAUUGAUUGGUAUCUGAGUAAAGUUUUACCUUUUGUCAUCUUCUAAUCAAUAUAUGAUCAAUCAAUGAUCACAUCAAAACUGGUUUAGUUCUGCAUGUGGCAGCACGCAUCCAAGUAUGUGUCUGGUGAUAAUUUAUGUUAUCAUAUAGCUAGGCUUGGGGUAAAUAAAAAGUUCUGAUUGGUUCUUACUUGGUCAGGAUUUUGCCACCUAGAUCAUCAUCACACCAUACAGACAAUCAUAAAACAUGUAAAUUCAAAGCAAACUAGUUUAGUCCAUUAGUGCAUGCUUUCUUGAGCUGUACUGGGGAAUAUUGGUACUAUGCCAUUCCUAUACUGCCACAACCUUGGGCCAAUAUUCCCCAGUAAAUUAAAGCCCUGUUGCUUAACUGGUUAGUUAAAAGGUAGUACUGGCUUUUGUAAAAAUAAUCUACACUGUAUAUGUAUCUCUGGCUAUUUUAAAUCCCAGUACAAUUGAUUUCCUUGUUACUCUAGUUUUUAUUGAAUUUGUUUGUACAUGAAGACAGCCAGUAAGGAUUAUUUGAUAUCUAAAAAACAAGCCAUCUUGAUUAUUAGGAGAAUUAAAGUUAGCAUCAAAGGCAAAUCAAUUUUGUGCACAAAACAGUGUAAACAUGAAAUGAAUACAAAAACAAUCAGUGAGAUAUAUAUAUAUAUAUAUACCAGUAAACCACAAAUGUCUUCACCUGUACCAAAUUGAAAUCCAUUUCAACACACAUCAGCAUGCAUAAAUGUGUAUAUUUCACUGCUUUUCCAGCAAUAAGUGUAACAGUUGAACUAACCCUCACCUAUACGAAUAUGGGUGUCAGCUCAACAGCAAGAAAUUGAAUUAAAGAAAUAUAUCUUUUAUAAGUUUUGACCAGUAUAAUCCCUAUUUAGAAAUCAGAUGAGAUAAUUUUUCUUUGGUGUUGUAGAAUUUGUUUCUUAUGAGAAAGAAUUCAGCAUAAACUCUCUCCUCUUGUGGAGAUGUGGUGGUCUUAGUGAGGUGGACUCAGGGUCAGGAGGUCUGCAUUUGUAACCUGGCCUGUGCUGAACUCAGGGUCAAGAGGUCUGGGUUCCAGUCAAUGUGUUGUGUUCUUGUGCAAAACACUUUACUCUUACAGUGCCUGUCUCCAGCCAGGAGUACAUGUAUAAAUGGGUAGCAAAAAUUAGUUAGGGAAACCUGAUAAAAUGCUGGGGGGUGAAAGGGGGGGAGGGAAUAACGGUGGAAUGGACUUGCAUCCCCUCCAGGGUUGGGUAAUAAUACUCCCAGUUGCUUCAUGUGAGGAAGCCAGGAUUAAUUAAAGCUCAGGUCCUGGAUGGACCACUGUUCAUAUCCAGACGCAACCUAACUACCUACCACCUCUUAGUUUAAAUGAUUUAAAUUGUUGCUGUUAAAAAUUAUAUGAACUUGAAACACACAGAUGUUGAUUUUUGGCCAAGUUAUUUCAGUCAAUUGGGAAUGUCUUUAGUAAAUCUUGAAAUUUAUUGCAAUGAGAAGAGAAUUACUGUUCAUUUAAAUAUUAAUGCUUGUUUUCUUCAGUAUAUAUAUCUUUUGUUCUUUUACUGCUUUAAGUAUGCUAUUAAUAUUAAUUGCUUGUGAUUUUGUGUCUAUGUAUCCCUCCCAUUCUCAGAGGGGAAAAAAUAUUUAGUUUACAACUGGGUAAUAUGUUGAGCUAAUUUUUUUACCAUUUGCAACCAUCUUUUUUUCAUGCCAGGAUGACUUAAAACAGCAACUUUUUGUAAGAAGCAUCCCCUUACAGUUGCUAUGGCUAAAGAAAGAAGUCCAAUUAAGGUUCCAUCUGAAAAUGAAGACUUACCUGACAAAGAAAAUGCUCCAGAUUUUGACGAGGACACUUUACAAGGUGAGCUAGGUUCAACUUUGGCUUCAGUCACUGUUAAAACGUUUUCUAUUCCACCAGUUUCAAGACUGUAAGCAGAUGUGGAGAACAAUAUAUACACUGCCUGACCACUUUAAAGGAUAUUUGGCCAGUCAUGACUCCUCUAUGAUUACAAUAUGCUGUUCAUUGACUGAGAGGAUCUAUGACAUAUUUGUUAUUUUCUUUUCUCAAAGUUCAAAGCAAGUACACAAAGUUAUAAUAAUUAAAGACUUUAUUUGAUGAUCAUAUAACAUCCAUUUUGUAAGUUUGCAUCAUAAGUACCAUCAUCAUCAUCAUCAUCUUUCCAUUAUAUUAUGCAACAAUCAAUUGAAAGUUUCAACUUCCCCCAAGCAACCAAUUUCCAGUAGAGUGCAAGUGUUAUAUCAUUGAAUAUGGAGGUGUUUAACCCUUGACACCCAAACAUCAGUAUCCAUAUUCUCCAUACUAGUCUUUAUAUGUUUCUUUUGGUACUGAAAAAGAGAAUUCAUUUGAAGAUCAAUGCUUCUUAGGUUGGUGAUCAUUUCCUUUAUUCUCAUGAGCUUAGUGAAUGAUUCAGCAGUAUUACUGUAAGGAGAAGUGAGAUGCUGGUCACUCUUAGGGGUUAAAGAGUUAAGGUAGAUAGUUAACUUUCACUAACAAAUGGCUCAGAAGAAAAAAGUCUACAAGGUCUAGGUUUUAAAGCUUGGUCAAUUAGUUGAAAGUCAGGUUGCUACUUAUUUUGUUUUUUGUAUAAAAAUUGUGUGGGGCAUUUGAACACAUUCUUAAUUUUGCCUGUGGAAGAGGAAUUUUAUGAAACCUAUCUCCAAAAGUUUAAAUGCCGUGGGGUUUGUUUCAAAUAGAGUCAUGCUUAAUUCUCAUCAUUAUUAUUAUCCCUGUUGUCACCUACAUUAUUAACAUCAUUAUGAAUAUUAAUCUCAUCUUCUUUAUCAUUAUUCUUGUCAUUUAUAUAAUAACUAUUUUUCUAUGAGUAAUAUUGUUUCUGGUUUUUAUGACUGCCACAUUUGGAUCUUAUUGACUCAUUAAUAAGCUAUCUAAAUGUAUUAAAGGUUAAGUAGACUCUUCUACACUUAUAAUAUGCCAAUCCUCCCUGAUUGUCAGGGAGUUUCACAGACACAGAACAAGACUCUGGGUCUGUCAUAUGGGUCGUCAAACCUUUAAGAUAAAAGAGGAUUUGGGUCAGUUCCACACAGAAACAUGACAUUUGAACUCCAGAUUUCCCACAUCUAAGGUUAUCUUGCCUUUUGUUAAAAUUAGGGUUCUUAUUUUAAUUUUCUUGAUUGUAGUUAGUUUGUUUCAAAGUAGGGAUUACACUUUCUUCCAAACAACACCACAACAGUAACUGAGUCUGAUUGGUUGAGCUUUCAAACAAAAAAUCCCUCAUGAAUUUACUGAAUGGGGUGUGUCCUGUGAAGGGGUUGGGGGGGUCUGCACAUAUCCUCUAAGCUUUUCAGGGGAUUGGUCAAGUCAGGCAGGUGCAAAAGUGGCAGCUGGCACAAAAGGAAAAAUCUUCAGAUUUUAAAUCUCCAGAUCUUGGCAGCUCUGCUCAUACACUAAUUAACUACAACCACAGAUAAUUAUUGACUACAACCAUAGACUUUGACACAAGUUAUUUUUUAUUAUUUCUUUGCAGCCAUAGCUGAUGUUUAUAGGAAUAAGGGUUAUGAGGCCUUCAAGAAAGGAGAUUUCAUCAAUGCUAUUCAUUUUUACACCAAAGGAAUUAAAAUGAACUGCAAUGAGAAAGAAAUGAAGGCCAAACUGCACAACAAAAGGGCUUCGGCACAUUUUAAACUCGGUAAGAUGAUGAGAGCUUUAAUAUGCAUUUUUUUUUCUUUUGAAGCUAUUGAGUUGUCAUCAGUAGUUUUCUGAGAUAGGUGAUAAUUUUUAAUGCAUGCCCAGAAAAAUAUACAUCUGAUCUUAGUAGGCCUCGCAAAUAUACAAAGAAGUAACCCCUUACCCCAGAUAUCAGUGAGCAUCACAAGUUUUUCCCAAAAUUAUUUUAAUGGAGUGGUGGUUGGUUUGCUUCAUGUAUGGCUAAUCGGAGAUAUUUAUUUUGAUAACAGGAAAUCACCAGGAUACACUAAGGGAUGCAGAAGCAGCUAUUGAGUUAAAUCCAACUUUCCUUAAUGCAAUUUUGAUAGGUUAGAUAUGUUAGCUGUGCUAUAAUAAUAAUAAUAAUAAAAGAAUAACUCAACACUCUAAGGUUAAAUGAGAUUAGAGGAAGUUCCAUCUUGUCUCAAUUGACUUUAAUUAAGAGGUCGAGACCACCGUGAUGUACAUUUGAAUCCAGCUCUUGACUGCUACGCAACUACUUUCCAUUAAUUAUGAUGAGAAUAUUAUUUUGAGCUCAAUGCAGAAUGCAAAGCAAAAUUUCAGCACAAGUAUUUUAGUUCCUUAAGCUCACUGAGUGAGGUAGUCACAGAUGUCGGAUAUGUUAAGUCACUAUUUAGCUGUUAUAAAAAGAAGUAAGGAUCAGGACUUACCUAGCUCUUUAGGUAAGGAAUUGUCGGUCCCAAUUUAAAUGUUCCUAGAAGUUUCAGUUGUCUUAAAAGCUAAAUGAGAGGUUAGAUAUGUUAGCUGUGCUAUAAUAAUAAUAAUAAUAAUAAUAAUAAUAAUAAUAAAAGAAUGACUCAACACUCUAAGGUUAAAUGAGAUUAGAUGAAGCUCAAUCUUGUCUCAAUUGACUUUAAUUAAGAGGUCAAGACGACCCUGAUGUACAUUUGAAUCCAGCUCUUGACUGCUACGCAACUACUUUCCAUUAAUUAUGAUGAGAAUAUUAUUUUUAGCUGGAUGAGGAACUCAAUGCAGAAUGCAAAGCAAAAUUUCAGCACAUGUAUUUUAGUUCAGGUGUCAGAUAUGUUAAGUCACUAUCUAGCUGUUUUAAAAAGAAGUAAGGAUCAGGACUUACCUAACUCUUUAGGUAAGGAAUUGUCGGUCCCAAUUUAAAUGUUCUUAGAAGUUUUAGUUGUCUUAAAAGCUAAAUAAAUCUAACUGAAACCUGAUAGGGCCUGUUUAUUCUUUUCCAUUUAGUAUUUUUGCUUUGUUUUGUUUUGUCAUUUUUUUUUCUUCUGGCCUGUAAUGAUUCCAAUGGUUUCAGGCUCUUUUUUCAGAAUUGAGCUACAGUAAUAAUAUAUUGCUUCUUUACAUUUUUGCCCAUAGGAACCACUGCUUGUGUUGAAUUGAAGAGAUUUGAAGAAGCAAUCACUUGGUGUGAUAAGGGACUAGCUGUAUCCUUUGAAGGAAUCUUUCAUUUUUAA